GAAUCCAGCUUAUUGUUUUUCCCGAUAAUUAAAUUACAAGUUAGGUCUAUUGUUUAAUCAAAAUUAAAUUCUGUCCCUUUCCUUUUUGUCUUGAUUUAUUCCAGAUCAAGUAUACUUCCUUUUUUAUACUCUUGACGUUUGCAGAGAUCCUUUCAGCUCGUGCUGAAUCUGACGCAAGAUGGGUUCUAAGUCAGUUGUUGACAUGAUAGAAGCUUCUUCCAAGGUUCACUAUUCUGGUUUCCACAUGAACGGUCACAUGAAUGGGGUGGAACCGAGUUCAUUACAGGAAACCACUUCUGCAUCAGCAGACAUUCAAAGGCAGCCUUUUGUAAUAGGUGUUGCUGGAGGCGCAGCAUCGGGAAAGACUUCUGUUUGCGAUAUGAUAAUUCAGCAAUUGCAUGAUCAGCGUGUUGUACUUGUUAACCAGGAUUCGUUCUACCAUAGUUUGACUGAAGAAGAACUUGCGAGAGUUCAUGAAUACAACUUUGACCAUCCAGACGCAUUUGAUAUAGACCAUUUGUUGUCUUGUAUGGAGAAAUUGAGGCAAGGACAAGCUGUGGAUAUUCCAAAAUACGACUUCAAAACUUAUAAAAGCACUGUUUCCAGAAGGGUAAACCCUUCGGAUGUAAUAUUACUUGAGGGCAUACUUCUAUUCCAUGAUCCACGAGUCCGAGGAUUGAUGAACAUGAAGAUUUUUGUGGAUACAGAUGCUGAUGUGCGCUUGGCAAGAAGGAUAAAACGAGAUACUUCCCAAAAUGAUAGAGAUAUUGGCACAGUACUCGAUCAGUACUCAAAGUUUGUGAAGCCUGCAUUUGAUGACUUCAUUCUUCCAACGAAGAAGUAUGCAGAUAUCAUAAUUCCUCGUGGUGGGGAUAAUCAUGUAGCUAUUGACUUAAUCGUGCAACAUAUUUGCACCAAGCUGGGUCAGCAUGAUCUCUGUAAAAUAUACCCGAAUCUAUAUGUUAUACAAUCAACAUUUCAGAUACGAGGGAUGCACACGCUCAUACGUGAUUCCCAGACAACAAAACAUGAUUUUGUCUUCUAUUCUGAUCGAUUAAUUCGGCUGGUUGUAGAGCAUGGUCUUGGACAUCUGCCUUUUACUGAAAUGCAGGUCAUCACUCCAACCGGAUCUGUAUAUUCUGGUGUGGAUUUCUGUAAACGGUUAUGUGGUGUCUCCGUGAUUAGGAGUGGUGAGAGCAUGGAGAAUGCGUUGCGAGCUUGUUGCAAAGGUAUCAAAAUAGGGAAAAUCCUAAUUCACAGGGAAGGCGACAACGGUCAACAGCUUGUUUAUGAAAAACUGCCUAAUGAUAUCUCGGAAAGGCACGUCCUCUUGUUGGAUCCUAUCCUCGGCACAGGAAACUCAGCAGUUCAAGCCAUCAAUCUUCUUAUAAGCAAAGGUGUACCUGAGGGAAACAUCAUAUUUCUGAACCUAAUAAGCGCACCUCAAGGUGUUCAUGUGGUCUGCAAGAAGUUUCCAAGAUUAAAGAUAGUGACAUCGGAGAUUGAAAACGGGCUAAACGAAGAGUUCCGUGUCAUUCCCGGUAUGGGUGAGUUUGGAGACCGAUAUUUUGGUACCGACGAUGAUUAGAGAUCGGUGAUACAUUUACCGCCAAAUCAUUUUUUAAAUCUUCUGGCUUUCUCCCAUAUAAAGGAAACCUCAAGCUCUGGGAAAAAUUUUGAUUUACUGAAAGAAUACCCCAAGUGAAGGGUUUUAUUGAUCGAACUCAGAACUUGGAACUCAUGUAUCAUACAUAUUUAUUAUAUAUAUGUAUCCUUAAAAACU
Eutrema salsugineum is the source of this 1783-nucleotide messenger RNA. Its product is annotated as uridine kinase-like protein 4. The transcript has 15 exons. Gene Ontology annotation, molecular function: kinase activity; ATP binding. Gene Ontology annotation, cellular component: cytoplasm. Lineage: Eukaryota; Viridiplantae; Streptophyta; Magnoliopsida; Brassicales; Brassicaceae. The coding region runs from base 179 to 1588 and encodes 469 amino acids. The record is from RefSeq and is a predicted model, not a curated record.